This is a messenger RNA of Cydia strobilella, 4052 nucleotides long. RefSeq names its product nose resistant to fluoxetine protein 6-like. Gene Ontology annotation, molecular function: acyltransferase activity, transferring groups other than amino-acyl groups. The record is from RefSeq and is a predicted model, not a curated record. The transcript is spliced from 12 exons. Bases 28 to 1995 code for a protein of 655 amino acids. NCBI's taxonomy places the organism in Eukaryota, Metazoa, Arthropoda, Insecta, Lepidoptera, Tortricidae.
CACCCUCGCCACUCGCCAGUCGCCACCAUGCCGCCGCGCGCCGUGUUCGUGUGCGCGCUUCUCGCGUGCGCGCGCGCCGACGCCGCGAUCAGCGCCAGCGAUCUCACCGCUGAGGAGUACUACUCCAUGCCUCAGUUAUUCCACUUGGACGAGUACGAGAGCUGCUUGGCAACGCGCGGCGUGUACUGCCUCGGCAGCUUCGAGCUGUCGCCCGACGGGGAAUCUAGGGUAUUCCGGCUGAUGCAGGAGUACUCCUCAAACUGGGUGGAUAACUUCAAUCACACGCGGCUCCAUCGAGGACUUUGCGUGUCUCGACGAUGUGGCGACCCGAACACGGCUCUAGAGGUUCCAUCAGGAGCUUCUAUGGACUCGUGGUUUGCGUCAUGCGUAAACGCGAGUACCAUGUCAUCGCACAACCUAUCAGCGCGUCUAUAUCAGUUAGACUACUGUCAACGAGGGCAGGAGAGGGCACGGCCUUUAGACGCUGCUGAUAGAGCCUUCCCAGUAGUAUUAGCAGCCUUAGCGGCUCUCGCUGGUGUCUCUACUGCUUUGGAGUUGCUACUGUCACCACAGACUAAGAAAGAAUACCAAUGGGCACUAAGCUGGUCGCUCCCCGGCUGCUGGCGCGCGCUGCGGGCUCCGCCGCCGGCCGUGAGCGCCGCCGGCGACCUUCGCGUCUUCGACGGAGUCAGGGUGCUCUGCAUGAUGUGUGUCAUCAUUGAACACGUGUGCUGGCUGAGCACCAUCGCUUAUAUUGCUGAUAUACGGUAUUUUGAGACGAUCCGCCGCGCCGGCGACGCGAUACUCCUAGGCAACUCGACGUUGGUGGUGCAGGUGUUCUUCCUGAUGGCCAGCUUCCUCCUGGCACACAAGAUCCUUCUCCAGACCUCUAAAGGGUCCAUGCCGUCGUGGCGGUCAUUCUUCUCCACCAUGAUCAAUAGGAUCAUCAGAGUCAGCCCGUCAUACUACAUGGUAGUAUGGUUCGCGGCGACCUGGUGGUCGCGCCUGGGCGCCGGGCCGCAGUGGGCGCCCCGCGUCGACGCGGAGGCCGGCGUCUGCCGCUCCAAGUGGUGGGUGCACCUGCUGUACCUGAACAACGUGCUGGACGCGGAUAACAAGUGUUUAGUGCAGACCUGGUACCUGGCGGCAGACAUGCAGCUGUACGCCGUAGCUUUGCUGCUCACGCUCGUCCUGGCGCGCUGGCGACGCGGCGCGCUGCCGAUAUUGAUGGCGUUACUGUUCAUAUCCGUUGGUGGCUUGUUCGCCAUCUCCUACUGGUUGAAGCUUGUGUCCACGUUCGUCAUGCAUAACCCGGAAGUGGUCCGUAUGAAGUACUACGGAGACCUGUCCUUCAACAUCCUGUACCAGUCUCCGCUGGGCAACGCACCGGGCACGUUGGCCGGCUUGUUGCUGGCCUACGUCCAUCAUGAGAUGCUGGAACGGAACAAACAGCCGCAGCAGUACCGGUGGUUCCGCUGGGUGACGAGCUCGGGCGCUCCGCUAGCGCUGUGGUGGGCGGCGUCGUCCCCGCUGCUGCUGGGCGCCGGCGCCGCGCCCGGCGCCCCCGCGCGCGCGCCCGCCGCCGCCCUCGCCGCGCUCGAGCGCCCCAUCUUCAGCCUGUUCGUGGGCCUGGCUCUGCUGGGGGCUAUGCAUGGAGUACACCCGAUCUGGGUGCGGUUCCUCGCGUGGCCGGGCUGGGCCCCGGCGGCGCGGCUGAGUUUCGGCGCGCUGCUGCUGCACAUGCCGAUCAACACGGCGCUCAUCGCUGCGCGCCGCGCGCCCACAGAACUCAACCGGUUGUCUGUAAUAGUGGAAUGGUUGGGCGUGGCCGGGGUAGCGUACCUGGCAGCGUUACCGCUCGCGCUGCUGGUGGAGCUGCCGGCGCAGCGCCUGCACCGCGCGCUGGAGCGCCUGUGCAGCGCGCCUGCGCCCCCCGCACCCCCCGCGACCAAGCCCGAGCCCCAGCACCAGCCCCUAGAGAAGACCAACCUGUGAUAACUGCCGCUGCCUAGUGGGACAUCAUAUGACUAUGUAAUAGUACAUGUUACCUGAUUUUAUUUCGAAGAAUGCUGACAUAUUUCAGCAUAUCGAGCUUAAAACGCAUUUGUCAAAUGUAUGGCGGUCGGUAUUAGCGCCGAGCGUGCGUUUCGUGGCCGAGGCGUAAUACUAAAGUGAGCUUGAUACUCAUCGUAUGUUCGUUUUGCAAGCGCUGGAUCUUACCAGGCGCGACAUAGGUACUUACCGACGUGGGUGCGAACCCCGGACUCCGUAGUUAAUAAAAGUAGGUGGAGUCCCCGGCAAGCUCGGCCGAAUUUCACCUUCCCGUUUCAUACAAACGGAGUUUCGUUCUCAUUUUAAAACUACGUGUUGGAUUGUAAUGAAACUUUGCACAUACUGCACUACAUAAACUAAUUGCAGACAUAGAUAUACCUUAUCCUAUUGUAAGUGCAAAGUUUCAGAGCAAAUUAGCUACUCGUUUUAUAAUGAGAGCGUAACUACGUUUGUAUGGAGAACCGAGCCUGGGGACCUUAGGCGCGUAUCCCACUGGAUGCGAUUCGCACGUCGCUCCGUUGCUCGCUAUAAUACGCGAAUAGGAUUGUCUCGCGGCGACCAAGUGUGACAGUGCCACUACAUGAGUUAUAUUUUCAUAGGAAUUUUACAUUCAUAAUGAAUGGCACACACUCCGUCUCUUGCCAAGUCGCUACUAAAUUAACUUGGUCUGACUCUAGGUUAUCUUUUAUUUUAUAUCAAGAAACAAGCUUCAAUGAUAAAUACAAAAUAAAAAUCCUUGAAUGCAGAGUUACAAGACAUGGUAAAAGUGUAAAUAUUUCUUACUGUCUAGUCUAAUCGGUGAUGUUAAGGGAACCAUGUGAAUUUUAUGGGUUUCAAAUUGUGAAUCUCAAAAAGUGGUUCGCGCACAUUAACAGACUAAAAUGAAAAAAAAAAAAAAACAUUCAGAAAACAGCCAACGAUCGGCUUACACGUUGAGUCGUUGAGUGUGGGCGAGCCAAUAUUUUGUAACGAUACCUAAGGUUAAGGAUUAUAAGUGUAAGCAAAGUGCUCUCUGAAGGUAUUGGCACUGUUUGUGAUAAUUUUGGUUACCUGGGAUGAGAUGUGUGCUGACAGUACGGCUACUGAAUUUUACUUUUAACUGUUAAAAUUACAGUCCAAAUUGACAGGGACGUAUACGGGGUCAGUUCCAGAUUCACCGGAUUUAUUUUAGGACGUCAUUAUCCGAGUAUAAGAGAAUCCGGCGAAUCGGGAACUAGCCGUAUACGUGACAAGGCGUUUGAGGGGUUAAUAGUACAUUAUGAUACAAGUGUGCUAAGUUGGUCAUUGCACACGAGGCGAUAUUGUGCGCGCAAGCUGUAAGCGAGCGCGCAAUAAGAAAGCCGAUGUGUGUAAUGACCAAUGCACACGCGUUUCAUGCGACGUUUUUCAACACACUUGCGAGAAAAAAAAGAAACUUUCAUAUUAAUCAGAUUUGAAUAGUUAAAACAGUUAGUAUUGUGUGUUUCAUCUGUCAUACUCGUACUGCCGGGCGGCUGCGCAGGCGGUCGGGCGCGCCGGUGCCCGCCAGUCCGACCAAUUAAAGAAGGCUCCCUUUCCAUGCAUAUUAUUAGCAAUUAGUUAGCUUCUUAACUCAGUCAGAUAAUAUAAUGAAAAAGCACGAGUGGAAUAACACACUGAAAGAGCACGCGUGUUUAAUAUUAGGAUUAUGAGCCAAAAAUCGGUGGAAUAAAAACGUCGUUUUGAGCAAGUGUGUUGAAAAAACCUAUUACUAUACUUACUUUACACUUUGGGUUAAAGCCCGACCAGAAUAUAAUCAUUGUCAAGAGGGCGCUGUUAUUCUCAUGUAUGUGGUGACAGUUCAAAUAGUAUGAAAAAUUUAGUUGCAAUGAAAUUCCGCAACAUGGCGCGUGAUCAUAUAUUCCUGGUCGGGCUUUAACUUUCUCGACGCCGUGUCAAACGCAAAAAGCUGUCACUCGGACGCAACGCCACCAAAGUGUCAAAACUGAGCUGGUAAAUGUUGUGUGUGUAACAAGUCUCUG